Molecule: messenger RNA, 4543 nt
Organism: Rhododendron vialii
Lineage: Eukaryota; Viridiplantae; Streptophyta; Magnoliopsida; Ericales; Ericaceae
Exons: 27
Coding region: 134-4144 (1336 amino acids)
Source: RefSeq, a predicted model, not a curated record
UUAAGACGCAAUCUCACGGUCCGAGAAAAGCCGCCUGCGUUCUCAAUUUCCCCCAAAAUACCGUUCGAAUCCUUCACUCAUUCCCCGACGGCCAACUCCAUGAAUCCGAAGAACUAGGGUUUUCGAAUUCGCAAUGGUGGGAAUCAUGGCCGCGCGUUCAAGGGAGAAGCUCGCGGGUCUCAUAGACUCGGCCAAGUUGGCGCCGGACAUACCCUCGAAGCUCGAACAACUGCGCCGGGCCAAGGACGAGUUGUCCCAGUCCGACCCGGCCUUCCUCUCCGAGUUCCUCCCUCCCCUCCUCGACCUCCACACCGAUCGGUUCGGUCCAGUUCGCAAGUUCGUCAUCGAGAUGGUUGGUGAUAUUGGAUUGAAGCAUAUAGAAUUCAUCCCUGAAAUUGUACCUGUUUUGAUUACUCUACUGAAAGAUGGAACACCAGCUGUCGCUCGACAAGCAAUCGCUUGUGGAGUUGAACUAUUUCGUUCGACUCUCCUAAAAGUUGCAAUCCAGGGUUUGUACUCAAGUGAGCUGGAUGGUUCACUUGAAUCAUCUUGGGCAUGGGUGUUGAGUUUUAGGGACAAAAUAUACUCGAUAGCUUUCCAGCCGGGAAGCGAUGGGAUAAGGUUGCCAGCCGUGAAGUUUGUUGAAGUAGUUAUUCGUCUUUAUACACCUGAUCCUGGUGGCUCUUCAGAGCCACCACUUCAUCCAGCCUCUGAAGAGAAGCUUGUGGAGUUCAAUAUAUCGUGGAUUCGUGGAGGUCAUCCUAUGCUAAAUGUUGGAGAUUUAUCAAUUGAAGCGAGUCAAAGUUUGGGGUUAUUGCUUGAUGAGCUCAGGCUCCCAAUGGUGAAUUCUCUUAGCAACUCGAUGAUCAUCGUGCUCAUCAAUAGUCUUUCAGCAAUUGCAAAGAAAAGACCUGCCUUUUAUGGUCGCAUUCUACCAGUCUUGCUUGGUUUGGAUCCCUCCAGCUUUGUGAAUAAAGGAUUUCGUGUUUCUGGAGUACAUCAUGCUUUAAAGAAUGCCUUCAUUUGCUGCUUGAAUUGUACACAUCCGGGGGCUGCACCUUGGCGGGAUCGGCUAGUUGGUGCACUGAGAGAAUUGGAAGUUGAAAAAACUCCUUGCAAAGUUGGUCAGAUCAAUGGAAGUGUGGAGCGAAAGGAUGAUUCAUCAAGUGCUCUGGAGGAGAAGUCUUCAAUUAGGGGAUGUGAGGCUGUGAAUAGUUAUACUGGGAGGAAAAGAUCUGGAGUAGAGGGUGUUAGUGAUGUUGAUGAUGAUAUGUCUGGAAAACGCAUCAGAUCAACACCUAUUGUUUCAGAGGGAUCAGAGCAAGAUUCAGAGCAAGAUUUAGAUGGAGAUCAGGUUUACAUUCCUCCUACUGGACACACAAAAUCGAGAGAUGUGGACAAUGGACCUGUGCACCAACUUGUUGCCAUGUUUGGUGCAUUGGUUGCUCAGGGUGAGAAGGCUAUCGAAUCUUUAGAGAUUCUUAUUUCUAGUAUCUCUGCAGACUUGCUAGCAGAAGUAGUUAUGGCUAAUAUGCGCCACCUUCCUCCCCAUCUCCCUAAAUCUGAAGGGCACGAAGAACCAUUGGUGAAUACGAGCUCUCAUCCAAAUAGUGUUAGCUGUGAUACCGAAUUCAAAAAUCUUUCAUCAAUUUUGACAGAAUUGCUUUCUAGUUCCGCUGCUCCUAUGCAGAUGGAUUCUUUGUUAGAUGGCAAACAUUCUUCAUGGAUUGAUAUGGAGAGUUCUCGGGGGGAUGAGGACCCGCCUGUGGUUGCAGCAGCUGAUAAUGAUUUGUUAUGUGCUGGGGUGAAUUAUGAAAAUGAAGAAGCACCAGUACCUCUACCUGUUUCUUCUUCUGCUGAAAUCCCAUCUGUUAUUCGGCCUGUGGUUGCUGUGGCUAAUAAGAGUUUUAUGCCAUCGGAAGUCCUUGACUACGGGAAUCUAGAGGGUGAGAUACCUGGUCUGGAUUCUGCUUCUCAUAGUGACGGAUUGGCUGAAACACCAACUGUUUCAUCAUUAGCACCCACUGAUUUAGAAGAUGCCAGUCAAGAGCAAGUGACUAGUGUGGGUAGGUUGUCUUUGGAAUUAAUGCCAUCGAUAUCAACUGAUAGGUCAGAGGAACUUAGUCCCAAAGCAGUCGUCACAGACGCAAGCAGCAUUAAUUCCUCAACAGCAACUUCUUUAGGACUCUCUGCUCAGCUUGUCCUGCCCAAGAUGUCAGCACCUGUUCUUGACCUUUCUGAAGAAGAGAAGGAUCAAUUGCAAAAGUUGGCAUUUUCACGCAUAGUGGAGGCUUAUAAGCAAAUAGCUACUGCAGGUGGUUCAUGUGUCCGCUUUGCUUUACUUGGCUGUUUAGGAAUUGAGUUCCCCAUUGAGGUAGACCCCUGGAAAAUACUACAAAAGCACAUAUUUUUGGAUUACACGAAUCAUGAGGGACACGAGUUGACAUUGCGCGUCCUCUACAGGCUGUUUGGAGAAGCAGAAGAGGACAGAGACUUGUUUUCCUCAACAACUGCUACAUCUGCAUAUGAAAUGUUCCUUCUGACUGUGGCAGAAACACUUCGUGAUUCUUUUCCAGCUUCUGACAAAUCUUUGAGUAGAUUACUAGGUGAAGCUCCUUAUCUACCAAAGUCUAUUUUCAAACUGUUAGAAUGCCUGUGUUGUCCUGGAAGCAGCAAUAAAGAUGGGGAGUUACAAACUGGAGAUCGAGUUACCCAAGGCCUCAGUGCUAUAUGGAGCCUGAUUUUGCUGCGGCCUCCUAUUCGGGAUGUCUGUUUAAAAGUUGCUUUACAGAGUGCUGUUCAUCAGUUGGAGGAAGUGCGCAUGAAGGCUAUACGCCUGGUGGCAAAUAAGCUUUAUCCUCUAUCAUCAAUUGCCCAACAGAUUGAAGAUUUUGGGAAGGAAAUGCUGUACGCCAUAAGCCAUGGUGAUCAUACUAUCGACAGGGUUGAUGGCAAUGGAUCUGAAUUACAAAAGGAUUCCAACUUGGAAAAACCCUCAGCAGAACAGCUAUCACUGGAGUCGGUCACCAAAAAUAUCUCCUCUGAUACUUCUGAGUCUUGCAUAUCUCAGAAAAUGUCAUCCUCUUCAUUAAGUGACGCCCAGCGUUGCAUGUCACUCUAUUUUGCCCUGUGUACAAAGAAGCACUCCCUUUUUCGUGAGAUAUUCUGUGUCUAUAAAAGCACAUCAGAUACAGUAAAGCAGGCAAUUCAUGGCCAAAUCCCAAUUCUGGUUCGCACCAUUGGCUCAUCAUCAGAACUCCUUGAAACUAUUUCAGAUCCUCCUACGGGAAGCGAGCACCUCUUGAUGCUGGUUCUGAAUACGCUGACUGAUGGGACCAUUCCUUCUUCAGAAUUAAUGUUGACCAUCAGGAAGUUAUACGAUACAAAAGUGAAGGAUGUGGAGAUUCUAGUUCCAGUACUGUCAUAUUUGCCGAAAGAUGAGGUUUUGCGGGUUUUUCGACAUCUUGUCAACCUUCCUUUGGAUAAGUUCCAAGCUGCACUUGGUCGUAUUCUGCAGGGUUCAUCUCAUUCUGGGCAAGUUCUCUCUCCUGCUGAAGUGUUAAUUGCUAUUCAUGGGAUUGAUCCUGACAGAGAUGGAAUACUCUUGAAGAAGGUCACGGAUGCAUGCAAUGCUUGUUUUGAGCAACGGCAGAUAUUCACCCAGCAAGUUCUUGCUAAGGUCUUGAAUCAAUUGGUUGAGCAGAUUCCUCUACCCUUAUUGUUCAUGCGUACAGUCUUACAGGCUAUUGGUGCUUUUCCAGCCCUGGUGGAAUUUAUCAUGGAAAUCCUCUCACGUCUUGUAAGCAAGCAGAUUUGGAAAUACCCGAAGUUGUGGGUAGGAUUCUUGAAGUGUGCCCAUUUAACCAAGCCUCAGUCUUUUAGUGUGUUGCUUCAGCUACCUCCGACACAGCUUGAAAAUGCUCUCAAUAAAAUGGCAGCACUUAGAGCCCCAUUGAUUGCUUAUGCUAGCCAGCCAAAUAUACGAUCUCCACUCCCGAGGUCUGUGUUGGCGGUUCUUGGAAUUGUAUCAGAACCUCAAAAUUCAAGUCAGGCACAAACAACUCCAGCUCAUACUGGAGACGUAGGUGAUUCAGAUAUGGAGGCAGUGACUGAAAAGUCCAAGGAGUCAUCAAGUGGGAACUAGCUUGAGUUAAAUGUGCAUCUGCAUUCUCGGCAGGGAUGAUGAGAAAACAAAAUACGUGAAUUCAGUGGAACGCAAGCAUACAUGUAAUGUAAGUCAUUUUCAGGCUUCUUGACUCGGGGGUUAUGCCUCGUACCUUGACAUUGCUGCUAUUACGGCAUGUUUCCAAUCUAGGAAGUUUUGCCAGAGUUCUUCAAGUGCGACAAGUAAUUUAACGUCUGACUGUUGCAAAUUUGUCUAAGUACUGUAAAGGUGCAAGUGUCUUGUACAUUUAUGUUAUAGUAGUAGAGUUCUCGUAGUGUUGUAAAGAAAUUACUUUCGGAAAUGUGCCUUGUGCAAUGAGGUAGCUGGAAUUAUUUUAGUCUUCUACUUUUGUUUCCUUGUUAUUUUUGGUUUCCUUAA